AUGUCUCUUUCCUCUGAGCUGGGCGCUCUUCCACUGAGAAAUGCCCUCCUUUUGGCUUCUGUACUGGUGGGACUUAGUAGUGCGCUCGUCACCUUGAACCAGUCUUCCUUCUCAAAACCUCAUGAUAGAGGAGGUGCCCUUGAUGUAGAGGAGGGGGGUGGUGGACAUGGAGGGGACGAGAGCAGUGACAAUAAUGGAGGGGAUGGUAGGAGUGAACAUGGAGGAGGCAAUGGUGAUGUAGAGGAAGGGACAGGUGGACAUGGAGGAGAUAGCGGUGAUGGAGGGGACAGUGGCGAUGCAGAUGGAUGGUAUGGGAGUGCUGAUGGAGAGGACGGUAACGUCGAGGAGGGGACUGGUCGACCAUGGGAGAAGUUCUACUUUAGAGUUUAG
Messenger RNA from Quercus lobata, 390 nucleotides. Its product is annotated as putative glycine-rich cell wall structural protein 1. The transcript is spliced from 3 exons. Bases 1 to 390 code for a protein of 129 amino acids. Lineage: Eukaryota; Viridiplantae; Streptophyta; Magnoliopsida; Fagales; Fagaceae. The record is from RefSeq and is a predicted model, not a curated record.